Messenger RNA from Phlebotomus papatasi, 1742 nucleotides. RefSeq names its product stabilizer of axonemal microtubules 1. Gene Ontology annotation, biological process: microtubule anchoring. The record is from RefSeq and is a predicted model, not a curated record. Gene Ontology annotation, cellular component: centriole; sperm flagellum; axonemal microtubule. Bases 380 to 1666 code for a protein of 428 amino acids. Gene Ontology annotation, molecular function: microtubule binding. The transcript is spliced from 3 exons. Lineage: Eukaryota; Metazoa; Arthropoda; Insecta; Diptera; Psychodidae.
AAAUUGCACCACCUUCGAGUUCUAUUUACUUAGCUGGAGAAAUUAUACUUCGUUCUAAGGGGAGAAAUGAGGGCUUUGAAAAGCACCUUGAGCGUCAAUGUGUCUUUAGCAGGACAAUUUAAUUCAGUGGAUUUUCUGCUUCAUUUGAAUUUGGGUUGAUUUUGAGAGAGCUCUUUGCCAGUGCACAAAUAUUGCAUUUAUUAGAAUAGUUCUUAUUGAGGGAUCAAAAAAGUUUUUGCUGAAAAAAAGUAGAAAUUUAAAAAUGUAGCCUCUUUAUAUAAUGUGUAAUAAAUAGUGAGUGUGCCAUAGACACGCAAAUUAUGCUCUGAAUGAUAUUUAGUGGUAUAUGAAGCAAUAAAUGAACAUAAUUUGACCGAAAAUGUGUUUAAAAGUGUACAGGGACUUGUUUUGUGGAUCUGUAAAUCAUUUGUCUGGAGAGCCAUUCCGCGGAGACACAAUUUACCGUAAAUCUUACUAUGGGGUAAGCAAAGAUGAGCUGCUAAAGUGUCGUCCAAAGGCAAAUAAACCAAAUGCAGAGAUUGCAAGGGCGGAGGGUAAAAUGCCUUCGGAAACAAUAUUCACUCUUUCCUACCAACCAAAUAAGAUCAAUCGUAGAAAACCAUUUAUUCCCAAAACCCGAUGUCACAAGAGCUCUGAACCCCUGGAGAGUCUUACAACCCACAUGCAUGACUUUGUGCCCAAGAAGUUAUCUUGUCGCCCUCAAAAAAUAAUUCAGAUGGGGAACAUUGAAAGAGCAAGGGACAAAUUCUCUGGAGAUACAGUAAAUCGUCUAUCUUACUGUGAUCCAAUUGGGGCUGAGAGAGUGGUGUCAUUGCGACCGAAAAUCGAUUAUUGCCCACCUUCUGAACCCAUGGACAACCGCACAAUUCAGAGGCUCAGUUAUUUGCCCACGAAAUUACCUCCCAGAGAAAAUUUUCCGUGGAUGAAGAAAGACAAACAUAUUCCUGAUUCAGGCCCGAUGGCAAAGGAUACCAUUUACCGAAAAAGCUACUUUGCCAAUCCAAACUUCAGGCCACCAAAACCGAUUAAGCCACAGGACGGAAAUGCGUUGUUUAAUUUGAAAAGUGAACCAUUCAACCCUUCUUCCAUUUAUCAGUUGAGCUAUUAUCCAGAGAAAAUAGAGAAAGUACAACCGAUUGUGCCAAAACCGGAACUGGAAAUGGAAAGGAAGAAAUUUGAAGGGAGCACUAUUCAUAGUCUGAGCUACAUUGCGCAUUCAGUUGAUGCCAGGAGGAGACCAAUUGUGCCGUCACAGAGAAAAAUUCAAAGCAAUGACCCAAUGGAGCACAUUACAACACAAAAGAGAGACUUUGUACCGAAAUUCGUCCCGAAAGUACAACCAUUCCGGCCAAAAAAAUCUGAAAUGUGUUUGAAAACUGAAUAUGCUCCAAUUGAUGGAUGGACAAUUAAUAAAUUAAGCUUCCAGCAACCACCAGUUGACUUCUGGCAAAAAGCUCCAACUCCUUGGGUGCGACCAGAGUCUUCAAUAAAUUGUUUAAAAGGCAAAAUUGCAAAGGACACCAUUCACAGUCUUAGUUACCAAGCUCCUGGACAAAUAGUCGACAGUGAUGACUGUUGCCAUUGCCCAAAACCACUGAUUUCGUCCUGCAGCGAAGAAGAUGAUUAUCCGAAAGCGGAAGUUUAGGAUUUAGCAAAAUUUUAGUUAUUUAUUUUAUAGAUUAUAUUUUUUCAAUAAAUAGCCCUAAUUUUCGCUCUUGAAA